Messenger RNA from Aspergillus ibericus CBS 121593, 2680 nucleotides. Its product is annotated as OPT family oligopeptide transporter. NCBI's taxonomy places the organism in Eukaryota, Fungi, Ascomycota, Eurotiomycetes, Eurotiales, Aspergillaceae. The coding region runs from base 202 to 2577 and encodes 791 amino acids. Gene Ontology annotation, molecular function: oligopeptide transmembrane transporter activity. The transcript has 6 exons. The record is from RefSeq and is a predicted model, not a curated record. Gene Ontology annotation, biological process: transmembrane transport.
GCUAAAAAUGCUUAGCAUGCAUGCUUGAUUGCCUCCGACCCUGAGCGCUGAGAACAGCCACUCGCGCGGUGUGGUUCUUAUCGCAGGAAGACCAUGUGGCAAUCAUCAGGUGCUGCUGCUCGCCAGAUAGCCGGUGGUAUUCCUAUAUAACUCGGCUGUCCCGUGUCCUGCCGUUGAAGCCUCCAUACGCACCUCAUCACCAUGGAGAGCAAGUCGGCUAGUGUAUCUCCCGAGCUGGAAAUGCCCACCAGCUAUGACGAGAAGAAGGGCAGUCAAGAACCUGCGUCUGUGGAGCCUCAGAUCCUUGAAAAAGGCCAGACUGUGCGCAUCGGCGAGGAUGAUGACUUUGACAGUGACCAGGUGGUGAGCACGGCUCAGGAUCUGGUCACCCAUAUCAUCAAAGUCGAGGAUGAUCCAAGUCUGAACCCAUGGAGCUUCCGGAUGGUGUUCCUGGGUGCCGGAUUGUCCAUCUUCGGCGGUGUGCUUCAGGAGAUUUUCUACUUCAAGCCACAGACCAUCUACGUCUCGCAGGUGUUCUUGACCGUCAUUGCCUACGUUCUGGGGGAGUUCAUGGCCUAUUUCAUUCCCCGUCGGGGCUAUAUUGGUCGGCUGCUGAACCCUGGGCCGUUUAAUGCCAAAGAGCAUGCCGCCAUCUCUCUCAUGUCCUCCGCUGCCACCCAGUCCGCCCUGGCCACCGAGGCCCUGUCAGCCCAACAACUCUUCUACGGGGGCUAUCCGAACCACGCCGCCGCUGUGUUCAUCGUGUUGUCCUCCCAGUUGAUCGGUUUUGGCAUUGCGGGUCUGCUGCGCGAUGUCAUUGUUCGUCCUACCAAGAUGAUCUGGCCCAUGACCCUGCCCAUCAGCAGUCUGCUCGAGUCGUUACACAAGGAUAAGACUGAGGCCAAGGCACGGAUGAAGAUUUUCUACAUUUUCUUCUUCAUUCUCUUCUUCUGGACCAUCAUUCCCGAGUACAUCUUCCCCAUCCUGGAAGGUUUCUCGAUUUUCUGCUUGGCCGAUCAGCACAGCCUGGUGUUCACCAACCUGUUCGGUGGUGCCUCUGGUAACGAGGGCCUUGGAUUCCUCUCCCUCUCUUUCGAUUGGAACUACAUCGCUUCCCUGGGCUCACCGCUGUGGUAUCCGCUGUAUGCCAUGACCAACAACUUCAUCGGAUACUUGGGCUGCAUCAUUCUCUUCAUGGGCAUUUACUACGCCAACAUCUGGCGCUCUCAGGACUUUCCAUUCCUGUCCCAGUUGCUCUACUAUGGUGACUCCAACUCCACCUACUACCAUGAGUAUAACCAGACCCUGAUUCUCAACUCGGAGUUCAUCGUGGAUCCCGCGGCCCUCAAGGAACAGGGUCUGCCCUGGCUGACCGGAACUUAUGUGGUGUACCUCAUCACCUCCAACAUGGGCGUGACCGCCACGCUGACCCACAUGUUGCUGUGGGAUUUCGACGACAUCAAGAUCGGCUGGGCCUGGGCUGCGCCGAGCAAACUCAAGAAAUGGCUGAAGCCAGAGACCUAUAAAUUCUGGGCCAAUCAGGAGACUCCUGAGGAACGCUUGGCGCGUCGUGUCAACGACGACACGCUGGACCCUCACUACCGUCUCAUGCUUCGCAACCUCUACCAGGAUACCCCGUUGUGGUGGUGGGGUGCCGUGCUGAUUGCCAGUUUUGCCGUUGGCCUGGGCUGUCUGUAUGCCAUGAAGUCUACGCUUCCCUGGUGGGGGUUCAUCGUCGGAAACAUCCUGACCCUAGUCUUCAUGCUCUUCUUUGGCGCCCAGUACGGGCUGACAGGGUUCCAGUUCAACGUGCAGCCCAUUUGUCAGAUGUUGGCGGGCUACAUGUUCCCAGGCAAGCCAUUAGCCAACCUCUACUUCACCUGCUUCACCUACAACUCCCUCCAACAAGGCCAAGUCCUAGCCAAGGAUCUGCGUCUAGCCCAGCAGGUGCACCUCUCCCCCCGAUGCACCUUUUUCGUCCAAGUCAUGGGCUGUAUCAUCGGCGCUCUAUUCAACUACGUGAUGAUGCUAAUCAUCGUCCGCAACCAAUCCGAAGUCCUCAUCUCCAUCGACGGCACCAACAUCUGGAGCGGUGCCAACGUCCAGCAAUUCAACAGUCUCGCCAUCGCCUGGAGUAUCGCCAACGACAUGUUCUCCAUCGGCGGUCGCUACGAAUGGGUCACCAUCUCCUACCUCGUCGGCUUCAUCGUCCCUGUCCCCUUCUGGCUCGCGAAUCGCUUCUACCCGCACCCGAUCUUCUCCUACCUCAAUACCUCCAUUAUCCUCUGGUACAUGGGUUGGUUGUUCGUCGGUAUCAAUGCCUCGAUUCUGUCGUAUUUCCUCCUCGGAUUCGCGGCGCAGUUCUGGCUCCGCCGGUACCAUCCGCAGUUGUUUAAUAAGUAUAAUUAUAUUGUUUCGGCGGCGUUGGAUGGGGGGACGCAGAUUUGUGUUUUUAUUCUCACGUUUGCGGUGUUUGGGGGGAGUGGGACUGAACAUCCUUUUCCGACGUGGGCUGGGAACCCCAACACCGACAUUCACAACUUGGAUUACUGCAAGGUGAACCCGGCCACUCUAUAGCUCUGAGGACGUGAAUAACCCGACACUGUGAUCACAUGUAUGGGUGAUACAUAGGUGUAUCAUCGGUGUUGAGAGAGUGAGGAACUUUUGUUCUCCGUCUUCA